AUGGCGGACGCGACAUCCCCGCUGAAGCCCGUUCACACCAUCGUCCUUGAUGCUGGUCCCAUCUUGAAAAAUACCCCGCCUCUAUCUACCCUUCUCGCACAAUGUGAGGAACUCCUCAUUACCCCCUCCGUAGUCAGUGAAAUUCGCGAUCCUGAUGCCCGGCAAAGAGUUGAGACUAUGUACCUGCCGUUUCUGAAACAGCGGUCUCCGACCCCCAAGAGUGUCUCUCUGUUGAGUGAAUUUGCCAAGAAGACCGGUGAUAGGGCGGUCCUGAGUAAAACUGAUAUCGAGGUUUUGGCACUUGCAUACGAACUGGAAUGUGAGAGGAAUGGUGGCGAUUGGCGGCUGCGCAGCGUCCCUGGGCAGAAACAGGUGAAUGGCAAGCCACCCGUCAAGGAGGAGGAAAAACAGCCCGAGGUAGCGGCGGCGGAGCCCACUCAGACUGAGGAGAAUACCGAGAAAGCUGAAGUUGAUGUGGUUGCGGAGGACCUGGCGAACACGGCGCUAGAGAACCUGGCUGAGAAGCCUCAUGAUGAAGUUGCCGCCGUGGAAGAAGAACCUAGUCCGGCCGAACAUCCAAUUACCCAAGACCCCCAGGACGAGGAGGAUGAAGCCGCUGACUCGGACGGUGGGGAGUGGAUUACCCCCUCAAACUUGAUGAAGAAGCAAGCCCGCGAUGAGGGUAUGUCUGCGUCUGCAAAACCGGAGCCAAAGGUUAUGCAAGUUGCGACUAUGACAACUGAUUUUGCGUGCCAAAACGUGUUACUCCAGAUGAACCUCAAUCUGCUUUCAUCAACAACCUUGCAGAGAAUCCGCCACCUUAAAUCCUUCAUCAAACGCUGCCACGCUUGUUUCUUCACGACCAAGGACAUGAACAAGCAGUUCUGCCCGCGGUGCGGGAAAGACACCCUUACCCGUGUAUCUUGCACUACCGAUGCCAAUGGGCAAUUCAAGAUGCACCUGAAGAAAAACAUGCAGUGGAACAACAGAGGUAACGUGUUUAGUAUUCCAAAGCCCACCCACGGAAGUUCCAAUGGGAAGUGGAAGGGAGGCGGAGGUAAAGGCGGCUGGGGCACCGAGCUUGUUCUCGCUGAAGACCAGAAGGAAUACGUCAGAGCCACCGCCGAGGAGAGCCGGAGACUUCGGAAGGAACGGGAUCUGAUGGACGAAGACUAUCUCCCUGGAAUCCUGACCGGAGAGCGAAACAAGCAGGGUGGCCGGAUUAAAGUUGGUGCUGGUAGAAACGUGAACUCGAGGAAGCGGUAA
Molecule: messenger RNA, 1266 nt
Organism: Aspergillus alliaceus
Lineage: Eukaryota; Fungi; Ascomycota; Eurotiomycetes; Eurotiales; Aspergillaceae
Product: rRNA-binding endoribonuclease
Exons: 2
Coding region: 1-1266 (421 amino acids)
Biological process (GO): maturation of SSU-rRNA; ribosomal small subunit biogenesis
Cellular component (GO): preribosome, small subunit precursor
Molecular function (GO): RNA endonuclease activity
Source: RefSeq, a predicted model, not a curated record